UGUAGGUCAGGAGCCUCUGAGGAGGUGACCGUCACAGAGUGACACAAGAAAGGACCAAAAGUUCAGCAACACUGACUGUAGCGUAGGGCAGUACCGACAGCUCCUGGCCUGUGCUAACCGAGACUGACAAUCAUCACAACCGUGAAAUGAGGUAGCUUGGGUCGGAGUUUCUCUUUCACCUGAAAGCUUCUGCUUUGUUCGUGUUAAUGUUGUGUGAGGGGCGUUUGCAAUUUUCCUCGCGUUGUGCCCAUUCAAGCUGCUAGUAUUCCGGAGGGUUUGCUUGUGUUUCGAAAAACCAUUCACUAACAUUGGCCGCCCACAUGUAUUCGAGGUCAAAUUCUCCUGCGGCCUUGUGAAUUGUCGAGUGUUUGGCCCUCGGCAAUGGCCACAAGAACGCAGCGUCCCAGGACCCCAAUGCAGAGAUGCCAGCAACUGUGCCUCUUUCUUUGCCUUAUCCUGUUGGCUCCGGCUAACAUAAGGACGGCAAAUGGUACUGACUCGGACAAGACCAGUGAGACAGAUGUAGCGAUGGAUGAUGAUCAGGAAUUCUCCAAUUCAACUUGCUCGCAGUUCACCGAUCCGAAUGGUGAUGUCCACUACAAACCCAAAAACCGAUCGAUGGACAGCUUGGGUGUUAUCGUCUGUCACCCCGGUUUUCAGCUGAGUACGUCCGUACAGCGCCGGUGUAUAAUCGUCAAUAAUACCAGACUUGACUGGUCCAGUGAUCAGCAUUGUGUUGCUAUCGAGAACUUCUGCCCAGAGCUGGCAGCCGGGAGGUUCUCCCUCGUUCUCUACACUGGCCAUCGGCGUCUGGGUGGCGAGGCCGUCAUCGUCUGCAAUCACAGCUCUGUGAUAAGUAUACCGUACAAACGACCGCGCUGCAAGUACGACAACGCCAGCCAGACAGCCGUGUGGAGCGACAUACCCAACUGCCAAGCACCGCAGACUGUCAUCCCCACGACGGUCAGUAGUACAAUGCCAACAGGACCGCAAGCAACCGGCACAUCCAGCUUGUCACAGUCCGCCGUCGCAGUUGUCAUCUGCACUUGCCUAAUACUAAUAUGCGUCGGUGCGUUCAUUCUGCACUUGCAUCGCGACGCAGUACUCAGGACGAUGCAGAAAAUCGACACGCAAAACGGUGCGUUUCUCAUCAUCAACGACACCGGGAAGAAAGUCAAGAGCUUCCUGGACAAGAGCUUACCAGCCACUGUUAGUCGACGUUUGCGAAAGGAUGUGGACGUGGACGCGGAAAAUGCUACAGCAGAAGAACAGCAGCAGCAGCAGAAGCAGCAGCAGCAGCAGGACAACACCACUCCACUUGGGAUAAUAAAGAUACGCUCCAAGGCGUCGAUUGACACGGUGCGUAGCUGCGACGUACCUGUCCGAUACCAGCACGGAGGGGGAGGAGGACAAGCGGACAACGGCGGCGGAGGUACGCUAAGACGCAGCUACUCUGACUUGUCGGCGGACAAGCGCGGUGGCCGCGGCCAACAUCACCAGCCGCCUCUGCGCAAGUCGUUGUCGUUCCCGGCGUCACACGCUCAACGAGCGGAGCAGAGUCGGCGCUCGUCGAUAAUCGAGUCGAUGCAUUCGGACGAGGAAGAUCAAGCAAAUCUGUCUCAGCCGUCUGGGCUUUCAGCACAGCAGCAGCCACCGCAGCCUAUUGGGAGCCCGGCUUUUCCCUUCAAAUCAGCAACAUUGCCCAGCGUUCUCUCUCCUGUCUCAUCACCUCUGGCACGAAUUAAGCGCCUAGUGAAGUCGAGCAGUAAGGAAUCCGGUGUAAACCCGUGGUCGGGCGUGUCUACCAUCAUGAGCAAGAAAAUCCCGGAUCUGGCGCUGAAGGGCAUGAGUAUGCGUGGGCGCCUGAGCGUGCCACGCAAACUGAGGAACAGCAGCACCAGCAGCGGCAGGCCUACACUGUCCGAGAACGACAGAGAAAACACCUCGCCACCACCACUGCCUGCUGUCCGCAGCGGCAGUGAAACGUCGCUGGCCGGACGAGUAGCCGUGGCAGGUAAUUCCGGUUGCAACGAAACAUCACUGACCGGACAAGCAGUUAGCAGUAAAUCAGUCUGCAGUGACAUAUCACAGGCAGAGCAAGCAAGGGUGAGCAGGCAAUCAGAAAUCACUACUACGUCUCAUAUUCCAUCAGAAGAUGAACGGGGAUCCUUAGCUGCCAGCGGCGAUACAGAAGACAACAAAUUAAGUGAACAAGAUGAAACGUGUGAGAACGCUAGCAAUGCGGCUGCUUCCGUACAUAGCUUGGCUGACACUCAUCCUGCCGCCACCGCCGCCGCCGCCGCUGGCGAAGAUGACAUUUACCAUAACCCCCUAGAGGAAGAGGUCAGCUUGCAGCCAAAGAAGGUACCUCCGCCACCUCCUAGUUCCACUCCAAGCAUUGCCGAUGGUGGGAGAGCCUCGACCAGCAGCGCUGGUGGCGGUAUAUGCACUGGUGUAGACGGUGAAGAGCCCAAAGGUGACGUGGCCAGCAUCGCUUCCUGCGACUCGCUCUACCUGAGCGCGCAGGAUCCACGCCUGGCUUCUUGCGCUUCGUCGUCGCCAAGCCCCAAGGCCGCCACCGCAGCCUCCACUGCCGGCAGUGGCUUGCACCCUCAGAGUGCUGCUCAGUCUCCCAGGCCUCCCAGCGGCAAGGGCACACCGACGGCGUCCGCUGCAUCGCCAGCGGAGGACGAGGAGGAGGACAUAUACGCGGACUGCGCCGAGCGGAACAUGAACAGCACCGAGUCGUUCACUGACCUGGCGCUGUUGAAGCAGGCAGACCCACCAGCGGCGGCGGAGGCGGCGGCGACGGUGGUGGCGACGACACCAGCACCAGUGGAGGCCCAGGCAGAUGAGAACGUGUACGAGAUGGACGACGAGGUCAGCGACGUAAUACAAAAGGCCAACUUGACGAAAGCCAAGAAAGACAUGAUGAAGCGCACCAGUACUUUAAUACGAGACAGCAAGGCACUGGAUACCGCCGCCACAAAGCUGAAAACACUCGCCCGUCAAAUGACAUUCGGAGAGGGCAGCUCACCCGCUCCGGGCACUCCGGACAAGCCUAGGCAAUUAUCGAUCGACGCCAGUCCCACCAGCGUGACGGCCUCUCCCACAUCUCUACUGCGCAGGAUCAGGGAGUCCACACGCGACAAAACGAAGACCAGGAAGGACAGCCCUAGCCAAGCAGCAGCGGCGUCCACCUACACCGCACGCAAGCUACUGCCCACACCUGACGCCGAGGAGCCACCACCGCUACCGGCAACUCCUGCUGAUCAGAAGAAGCGUGUGUCAGCAGCAUCGCUGAUACAGGAGUCCAGCUCUACGGAUGAGGAAGCGGACGGAGACGACAUGUACGCGGAUCUCGACCAGUUCAAGACGUCUUAGUUAGCGACUCGCUAUUGCCGGCUCCUACAGCAUAUUUGCCAAGCCACGAAUAUCGUGAAACGGCAAACCUACUUCGCACUAGUCCCUUGUGAAUGACUCAUUACUGUAGUACCUUUGCUUGCUUCAUACCACAGCAUGUAAGAAAACUAUCAAGCGCACGAUCAAAUUAGUUGUCUGGAUAUCCACUCUCUGCUGGAGCGUGUCACUAGAGCCAGGGCUGCCUCACUGAUAGCAGCAAUAUCACCCGUCCUGCUCAGUGAAGUGUUCGAGCUACGGUCCGCCCUCCUCUUGCCAGUGCGCGAGUUGUUUUCCGUUGUCUUCGUCCUACCGCAGUGCAUCAGUCUGUGCGCUGUGUGCAGUCCGUUCGGCAUCAAUUAGCUGCUGCCAGCGGAUACGUACAAUCAUGGCUUGCGCUGAUGCAUGACUCCACAGUUCUAACCGAUUGACCAAACUAGUGUUUGGCACACGACUUCACUCCCCUCUCCUCCUUUUCAAUCUCAUGACCGUCAACUUUCCGUUCGUGGUGUGGCAACUGACGUGUUGCACCCCCCCCCCCCCCUCCCCUCCCCCCUCCCCGAUGCUCCUACCAUGUACUAACUGUUGGCAUGAGUAACGGAUCACUGCCCUUCACACAUGCACACUAGUAGUGUCUUCAUCUUCCGGCAUGUCACUAGUAGCAGGCACGGCACACAAUCACGCCCCGAAUAACUCCCUAGGUUCCGUCCUUGAAGCAAGGAGGCAGUAGGAAAGAAUUGCUGGAGAAUGCCUUUCCAGUUUGAUAUAGACGAAAGACUAGAACAUUGCCUAUUCUACAUGUUCUGCGUGUACACAAAUUUCCCCACUUUCUGAUUCUGAAAUUAUCCCAUCUAUAUUUUCUUCUCGUACGUAGUAUAGCGUUUUCGCAUCAAAAUGUGUCCUUCACACCAGCCUAUUUAUUUCUUUAUCUAUUUAUUUGUUUGUUUGCCUGACGAUGGGUGUUUCCAGCCAUAGAUAAUGAUUUCAGAUUUUUGCUGUUGUUUUCUGUCCAACAUGAAGCGCUAACGGC
This is a messenger RNA of Sycon ciliatum, 4429 nucleotides long. Its product is annotated as nascent polypeptide-associated complex subunit alpha, muscle-specific form-like. The record is from RefSeq and is a predicted model, not a curated record. Bases 382 to 3384 code for a protein of 1000 amino acids. NCBI's taxonomy places the organism in Eukaryota, Metazoa, Porifera, Calcarea, Leucosolenida, Sycettidae. The transcript is spliced from 6 exons.